AUGAGACGAAGCUUUGCACCUAGUCAAAUAGCUUUGGGAAAGAAGCGAGAAUUGGAAACGACGGAUAUUAGUAGUAGUAGUAAAAGUAAAAGGAAACGGAGAUGUGCUCAAGAAGUUCGAAAACCAUUAAUAUCAACUCAAAAGUUUCCAAGUCUCAUAAAUCAAAUGACAUGUUCAUUUGAAAAUGUUUCGAGUCACGAAGAUUUCAUACGAAAAAUAUUAUCUAAACCGUUCAAAAUACCAAUACCAAACUAUCAGGGAGGUUAUAAUUGUAGAGCUUUAGGAAUUCGUAGAAAUGGAGGAAGGAGAGCUUUGCAUGAUCCGGAUGAACCGAAUGCUUUAAUAUUAUUUUCCCCUCCUGAAUUCAGUGCUCAUGAAAAGCUUAAAACUAAUUCAGAAGAACAAUUAGUUCAUGUUGUUGUAGAUCCGAUGUUAUCUAAUGUAUUGAGACCUCAUCAGAGAGAAGGUGUAAAAUUUAUGUAUGAUUGUGUGACUGGAGUAAAAAUAGAAAAUGCUUAUGGCUGUAUUAUGGCUGAUGAAAUGGGACUUGGUAAAACUUUACAGUGCAUUACAUUAAUGUGGACUCUGUUAAAACAAGGUCCAGAUUGCAAACCAUUAAUUGAAAAAGCCAUAGUUGUAGCACCUAGCAGUCUCGUCAAAAACUGGUAUAAUGAAAUUAACAAAUGGCUUAAAGGAAGGGUAAAUGCUCUUGCCAUUGAUUCUGGCAGCAAAGACGAUAUCGAUAGGAAUUUACAAUCUUUCAUGAACACUUAUUCUCGCAGACCUGUCAACCCAAUACUUAUAAUAUCAUAUGAAACAUUUAGACUUCAUGUCAAAGUCCUUCAUAAAGGUGAAGUUGGCUUGGUAUUAUGCGAUGAGGGUCACAGAUUAAAAAACCAUGAAAAUCAAACAUAUCAAGCAUUAAUGGGUCUCAAUGCUAAGAGAAGAGUUUUACUAUCUGGCACUCCGAUACAAAAUGAUUUGCUCGAGUACUUCAGUUUGAUACAUUUUGUAAAUCAAGGUAUUCUCGGUACUGCUGCAGAAUUUAGAAAAAAAUUUGAAAUUCCUAUUCUGAGAGGGCAAGAUGCAAACUCUACCAUCGAAGAAAGAAAAAAGGGACAAGAAUGUUUAGAACAAAUGGCUGCUUUAGUUAAUAGGUGCCUGAUAAGAAGAACUGCUGCUUUGUUGUCAAAAUAUUUACCUGUCAAAACUGAACAAGUUAUUUGCAUAACAUUAACAGGAUUACAAAAGCAACUUUACGAAGAUUUUAUUGCAUCAGAUGCCUUAAAGAAAACCGUGCGAGAAGAAAAAAAUAGCAAAAAGGGAAUGAGUUUAACGGCGUUGUCCGCCAUAACGACUUUAAAAAAAUUAUGCAAUCAUCCAGAUUUAGUGUACGAAAACAUCAUGAAACAAACAGAAGGAUUUGAAAACGCUUUAAAAUAUUUACCUGAAAAAUACGACAUUAAAAAUGUAAGACCUGAAAUGUCAGGGAAACUCAUGUUUUUAGAUACGUUGUUAGCUCUUAUCAAAGCCACGACAAACGACAAAAUCGUCCUGGUUUCAAACUAUACCCAAACGUUGGACUUAUUCGAAAAGCUGAGUCGAUUUCGUAAUUAUCAAUACGUUCGUUUGGACGGUUCGAUGACGAUAAAAAAACGUGGGAAAGUUGUCGAAAAGUUUAACGAUCCCGAAAGCAAAGAUUUCAUAUUCAUGCUCAGUUCGAAAGCUGGAGGAUGCGGUUUAAAUCUCAUAGGUGCGAAUAGACUCGUCAUGUUCGAUCCCGACUGGAAUCCUGCCAACGACGAUCAGGCUAUGGCUAGAGUAUGGAGAGACGGUCAAAAAAAACCCUGUUUCAUAUACAGACUUCUUAGCACUGGUACGAUCGAAGAAAAAAUAUUUCAGAGGCAAGCACAUAAAAAGGCUCUGAGUUCGACGGUUGUCGAUAACGAAGAAGACGUUGCGAGACAUUUUUCCCGAGACGAAUUAAGGGAUUUGUUUAAACUCGAAACGGGAACGCAAAGCGACACUCACGACAAAUUUAAAUGCACGAGAUGCAUGAACAAAAUACAAAUCAAACCACCUCCCGAAGGAACGGAUUGCACGUCCGAUUUAUCCUUGUGGCAUCAUUGCUACGAUAAAAAAGGUUUAGUCGAUCCUCUUUUGAAAAAAUGUUGGGAAAGUGGAAUCAUAUCCUUUGUUUUUCAUCACAAUUCUCACAUACAAAAGGACAUACCUUGA
This is a messenger RNA of Pediculus humanus corporis (human body louse), 2238 nucleotides long. RefSeq lists its product as uncharacterized. Gene Ontology annotation, biological process: reciprocal meiotic recombination; double-strand break repair via synthesis-dependent strand annealing. NCBI's taxonomy places the organism in Eukaryota, Metazoa, Arthropoda, Insecta, Psocodea, Pediculidae. Bases 1 to 2238 code for a protein of 745 amino acids. Gene Ontology annotation, molecular function: ATP binding; DNA translocase activity; ATP-dependent chromatin remodeler activity. The transcript has 2 exons. Gene Ontology annotation, cellular component: nucleus. The record is from RefSeq and is a predicted model, not a curated record.